GCGACUUCGUAUGAACCUUCCCCAUUUGGCCUGACUCCUCCGUCUCACGCCUGGUUCGUUAAGCACGACGCUUCCCACCUGAGUCUGGGACAGGCUUUGAUGCAUUCAUUUCCAUGGAGUCGUCCACAUAACCCUUGGAUCCCCAGUCCAUUGCUCGACCACGGCGCUCGCAAUGCCCGAAGUAACAAUCAACUCUGCAGUGUCCAAAGACGACCUUUUCAUCCCGCUCAUCGACUUUUCCCGCUUCCUCUCCUCCGACCCGACAUCUAAACAACAAACUGCUAAGGCCGUUCUCGAAGGCUUCCAGAAUGCGGGCUUUAUCUACCUCCAAAACCACGGCAUUCCACCCUCGACCGUUGCGACAGUUUUUGUGCACUCGGCAAAGUUUUUUGCACGUCCACAACACCAAAAAGACGCACUCGCAUGGUACUCGCCCGAAGCGAAUCGCGGCUAUACCGCCCAAGGCCGCGAGAAAGUCACGGAUCUGGAGAAAGCGGGCGACGUUGAGGACUUGCGCAAGUUAAUCCCGGAUUUGAAGGAGAGCUUGGAGAUUGGAAGGGACGAUGAGCCCGGCUUGCCGAACAUGUGGCCACCUGUUGAAGGGGAUGGUGAGGCGAGGGGUUUUCAGGAAGUUAUGCUGCGGUUCCAUGGCAUAUGCAAGAAGCUACACAUGCAGAUCAUGAGGGCGAUUGCACUAGGCAUGGGCAUCGAAGAGACGUGGUUUGAUGGCUUUACGGAUAAGGGAGACAAUACGUUAAGGUUGUUGCAUUAUCCUGGGGUGGAUAAAAAGGUAUUUAAGAGGGAGGAUGGAUUGUUGCAGGUUCGGGCGGGGGAGCAUAGCGAUUAUGGUUCAAUUACUCUCCUCUUUCAAGACUCUCGCGGUGGCCUCCAGGUCCGCUCCCCAAAGGGCACAUUCGUCGACGCAACACCCAUCCCCGACACCAUCGUCAUCAACGCCGGCGAUUUGCUCGCACGCUGGUCAAACGACACCAUCAAAUCGACUAAACACCGGGUCGUCGAGCCGCUACCCAAGCCUGAGGAUGAGGGCGCUGACUCGUAUCUUCCUAGGUACUCGAUAGCGUAUUUUUGUAACCCGAAUUUCGAUCGCAUGAUUGAGGCGAUCCCAGGGACGUUUGAGGAAAAGGGGAAGAAGUAUGAAGCGAUUCGGAGCGGGGAGUAUUUGGUGCGGAGGCUGGCGGCCACUUAUUGAGACAUUGUAACAGCACAACAAAUGGCAACCACAACGUUCAAGUUUGUAGUAGAAACGAGGAUCAUGAAUGUAGAAUAUGCACUGGGCCCGAACGACUAUUCUAGAUCUAGUUCAUACUAGCGCCAUUCCACAUAUUGUAACAGCUUUAUCUCAGCUAGCACAGCCG
Lindgomyces ingoldianus is the source of this 1376-nucleotide messenger RNA. RefSeq names its product Clavaminate synthase-like protein. Gene Ontology annotation, molecular function: dioxygenase activity. The record is from RefSeq and is a predicted model, not a curated record. Bases 173 to 1210 code for a protein of 345 amino acids. Lineage: Eukaryota; Fungi; Ascomycota; Dothideomycetes; Pleosporales; Lindgomycetaceae. The transcript is spliced from 2 exons.